GCGCAUGUGCACCGCCGAAACCUCUGGGAAUGACGGUCUCCUACCAACGUUGCCUGAGUCACACCGCAGUUCGGGAUGACGUCAAGAAAAGUUUGAAAACAUGGCGGAAUCUGUGAAUCCUGAAGACGCCGUGGCCAACGGUUGGAUCCUGGAGUUCGUCUGCUACACGACUUGGAAAGAGUUCGUAGCCGGCGACGACGCUUUCUACCAAGGCAGGGACUUUCUUCAAGGUCUGCUGGCGCGCUGCGUGGAGUCUUCCCCCGAGAGGCAGCGUCGGGUCAAACUCAUCCAGCUACUGUGUCGUCUGGCCGACGGACGGGACCACAGCAUACGAUACGAGGAAGACGGCGAUGUAAGUGCUUUAGAGUCGGCGCUCCCGAUCUUUGACACCCUGGUGGAGAACGCUGACCUCCCCGCGGAUCAAGUGGAACAUGCCAGGGGGCUAAUCAAGGUGCAGAGUGUUCUGGUGUGUUGUCAGGACGGAAACUUUGAUGCGGCGGAGGAAGUCUUCCAGAGAGUCUGGCAAACGGGAGGUGUACAGAGCGCAAAGGACAAGAAGCUUCUCUCAAAGCUGACUGCAGUGUUGAGGUCCAGAGACCCACAGCACCCCACCAUACAGAACAGCUGCACCUACGACAAGUUCCUCGGCUGGAUGGCAGACUUCCUUCAGCUCAUCGUAGACGACUUCAAGUCCCCCUUCUUGCUUAAAGCAGCGCAGCGAAUCGUCCAAGACAGGAUUGAAGCAGCGGAUCCAGAAGACGCGGAAAAAUCCGAGACUGACUCGGACGCGUACGAGACGCCUUCGGAGAAUGAGGCUUGUCCGAAAGAGGAGAACAACGUCUUGCCGUCGCGCCGGCUUCUACAGGAGUGCUUCGUGGUCAUGGCCAAGGAGGAGAGGUCAAGUGCAGAGUUUAGGAAAGAUGUUGUCGGGUACCACUACGACAGUCUAGUGAGGGAUCUGAAGAUGGAGAAGCAGCAAGCAAAGGCGUCGGGAGCUACGGUCAGGAGAAGCCCAAACGGGAAGCACAAACAAACAGAAAAGUCAGAACCAAAGAAAAUGCAGACAACAUCUGAAGAUACAGUAGUCCAGGGUUCGAAUCCACCCACUCCAGAACUGGCGAACAGACACAGACAUACCCAGGCAGAGAAGCGGAAACACGGAGAAAAGGAAGAUGACCCACGCAGAGAUACGAGAGCAAACGAUCAACCAUCGACUAGCGGAUUGAGUAAGAAAGCCAACCACAGGAAGUCCCGUAGGGUGGUACAAGAAGACGAAAGUGAGUCGGAAGAUGAUGACACAAAGGAAAACGCAAAUCAGAAGUCAAGGUUUAAGAAAAGGAGUCGAAAAAACAGGAUACAAGAGGACGACAGUGAUUCAGACGAUGAGUCCACAAAGGAAAAUGCGACACGAAAGUCAAGUUUCAAGAAAAGAACCCCGGAACGAGAGAACGACCUUGAGUCAGAAGAUGAUGCCGCGAAGGAAAAUGCGAUACGGAAGGCAAGUUUCAAGAAGAGAAGCCGGGAGAAAUCCGCGUACGGUAGCGGUGUGAAGGAAACAUGGAGUUCCGACGAGGAAACAUUCCGCUGUCCCGUGAGAAAGAAGUACGUGUACGAAUCGGAUUCCGAGGACUCUGCGGACUUGUCGAGCGCGCUGCCGUGCCCUGCAGGCGGACUUCGCGUUCCCGUGAUUCCCGCGAAGUUUCGCGUGAAGAACAAACUGGACAUCACUUCGAAAGGGUACAUCCGCAUACGGCACCAGUGGAGCGAAGAGGAGGUGUCGAAUCUCAUCGACGGGGUGAGAAGGUACGGCCAGGGCAACUGGUCAAAGAUUCUGGAUAAAUUCCGCUUCAACGGACGCACGAACGUCAACCUUAAGGACAAAUGGCGCCAGCUGGUGAAAUCUCGGGUGGUGAAAGAUUAUCCCUAGGAGAAGUCAGAAUCUGGAAGUGAAUGGCACUAGUACUUCUAGUUAAUAGCCCUAACCCAUUAAUCUCCAAGCAGAUUCCCGAUGGCAAAGCUGGCCAAGGAGUAUAGUUGGCCAGAGAAGAGGUGCUCCUUGGCCAGCUUUGAUACUAUCUUAUGCCACUGGCCGGGAAUCUGCUUGGAGAUUACUGAUAAUAGCCAAUAGUAUACAGUACAAAAUCAGAAGUAGAACCUAGUUAAACUUCAGCACAUUGAAGUAGCCAUUCAGCACCCAUGUCGCUGUUGGUUGUGGAGUUAGGUAACAGGGAGAGAGUAUGCAGGCUUCAGCCAGUAAAGUAUUAGAAAAUCGAUGUUAGUUUUUUAAUUAAUGUCCUGCAUAGGUUACUAGUACUGUAGGCAGUAGAAUUUGUAUUCAUUUAGCUUUACCCGGAUUAGGCAUAUGAGGAAGGAGGUCAAAUAAUCACUUGAUUAGAGUGAUUUAGACUGUAACUUGUUAACAGACUGUUAGUGAUGAUAAUGCAUAUUAUGUACAGGACACAUAAGAUCAAAAGUCACAGAAUUUUAACAAGCAAAUUUGCAGUUGGCAACUUUAACCUUUAAAAGAAAUUAAUGUUGAGAUAAACAGUAUUGUUCAUAGUUGCUACAAGGACGUUACAAAAUACCUCCUUGGUUGCUACAACUACCAAGAACAUUACUUAGGUAAUGACUUUGUAAUAUUUACCAUUAAGAAAGUAAAAUGGCUGUAUAGUUUAGAGCUGCAAUAACAACAUAGGACACUAAUUGUUACGACUCCAUGAUAUUUGCCAUUUAAAGUACCUGUCUGAAUCCAGUGUUCAAAUUGUUGACUUAGUUUUGAGCAAGGUUAUGUAUAGGCUAUAUAACCUCCUUGGUUUGAGCUUUUACAUGUAGAGUUUGUAAAGUUUGUACGCCUAAAUUACCAGAACAGUUAUAUAUGAUUCAUUAUUUGGCUUAUUAUAUUACUAGUACUAACUCCCUUUUUCCACUAUUGCACUAGAGGUUCCAACCACUGUACAACCAAUGUUAAACAGAUCUCUUAACAAUUUUUAUAGAUAAAGAUCAAUUUUUAAAGU
This is a messenger RNA of Branchiostoma floridae (Florida lancelet), 3014 nucleotides long. RefSeq names its product telomeric repeat-binding factor 1-like. Bases 101 to 1927 code for a protein of 608 amino acids. The transcript has 5 exons. Gene Ontology annotation, biological process: protection from non-homologous end joining at telomere. Gene Ontology annotation, cellular component: chromosome, telomeric region; nucleus. Lineage: Eukaryota; Metazoa; Chordata; Leptocardii; Amphioxiformes; Branchiostomatidae. Gene Ontology annotation, molecular function: telomeric repeat DNA binding. The record is from RefSeq and is a predicted model, not a curated record.